Molecule: messenger RNA, 3542 nt
Organism: Leptopilina heterotoma
Lineage: Eukaryota; Metazoa; Arthropoda; Insecta; Hymenoptera; Figitidae
Gene: spas
Product: spastin
Exons: 7
Coding region: 660-2783 (707 amino acids)
Cellular component (GO): microtubule cytoskeleton
Molecular function (GO): microtubule severing ATPase activity; ATP binding; ATP hydrolysis activity
Source: RefSeq, a predicted model, not a curated record
AAGAAUAAAUUCUCCGAUGAUCUUUGUUCCGAGUAAUUUUUUUUUUGAGUAAAUAAAAAACAUCCCUAAUCUAAUCUUUUGUAAGGCUUUCUCACCUUCUCGACAAUAAUUGUAAAGUGUAAACAGCGCCGCACUUUUGUUUGGCUAUAGUAAAAUAUUGUCGAAUGUGUUUUCUAACUGUCGAAAUUAAAAACAUUAUAUUUUCGAGUUUUGUAAAUUAAUUAACGUUAGUGUUCGUAAAGUGCGAGUUUAUUUAGAAUGGAAAUAAAAUACUUUUUUCCUAAGAAUGAGCGCGCGAUUCCCAAUGGGAAAUGUAUGUGAGAAUAUCCAACAAGAAGUCGCAGUGCUUCUGCGUAUAAAGUUAAUAGACACGUUCACAAGUGAACAAAGUUGUAGUGCUAAUACAUGUAGAAAAAAAGAGGGUACUGUUUAAUUAGUCUUUGCAAUCUAUUUUGAAUAAAGAAACAUCGUGUCAAUAAUAAGUGUUGUGCAAUGCAAACCGUUUGUUUUUGAGGUUAGGUUCACCGUUACAAUGAUGAAAAUCAUGGGAGAAUCAUUUUAGACUUGUGUUUUGAAAUUUUUCGCCUCGACGACACGGGUAUGUCAGAGCGGUUUCUUGCUUCGGGUUGUUUGGGUGUUGUGUCAAAUUGUUUCGGGAAAUGUCUUACAGUGAUGGCGGGGGACGUUCGAUACGAAAAUCAAGUAGUAGAUCACCGAAAAAAUUGCGCGUAACAAAAGCUGAAAAUAGUGACAGAACAACAACAACAACGAUAAGUUAUAGUAAUCGUUUUGGUGAAGGCAGUCAAAAUCCACCCUCGAUACAUAAAAGAAAUCUCUAUGUUGUUUCGUUUCCGUUAAUUUUUCUUUUCAAUAUUCUUCGCUCCCUAAUUUAUCAGUUAUUUGUUGUUUUUAAAUAUUUAUAUGCCUCGACGUCGUAUCUUAUUCGACGUAGACAAGUGACGAAAAAUACCUGUCAAUUGGAAAUUGUCGUUGAUCGUGAGACGGCGGAAAAUUUACUUCAAGUUUCAACAAGAGAGGACGAGGGGAUGUCACAAAUUGUCAAGAGAACGGGUCCAGGACCCGGUGAUCCUCUUCUCGCCAAACAAAAACAUCAUCAUCGACGGGCCUUUGAGUUUAUUAGCAAAGCUCUUAAAAUUGACGAGGAAAAUGAAGGUCACAAGGAAAUGGCCAUUGAACUUUAUAAGAAAGGAAUUGGAGAAUUGGAAAAGGGAAUUGCUGUCGAAUGUUACGGUGGCCGAGGGGAAGUUUGGGAACGUGCACAGAGACUUCAUGAAAAAAUGCGAACCAAUUUGGCAAUGGCCAAGGACAGACUCGAUUUUCUAGUGAGUGUUUGCGAGCUGAAAAAGAUGGAGAUUGCCAGCCAGAAUCAAGGAUCAGACCAUGAGAGUGAAGACGUUUCUGAGGAACGUCCUGGAAAUCAUUUGAGGAAAAGACGCAAUUUACAAUUAAAUCACAAUAAAUUAAAACAAACAAAAAAUACAAAUCACAUUCACACACAGUCACUAACAUUAAACACUGGACAAUAUAAUAAUACACAAAUACCAAAGCCACCACAGAGGCCUCGAUCUCCGAAAAAUUCUCAUUCUCGCAUGGCCGAAGCGUCAGGGAGAAAAUUGACGAUUCCUGGAAAACGAAUUUCUGGUGCUGUAAUGAGUAAGAGUCAAACUUUACCGCGAAGUAUGGGAAGAUCGACGCCUUCUUUACCUUGUCACAGAAAUGUUCCUAUAAAACCAUCAUCAACACCUCCCGCUGUUAAGAGGCAAUUGUCUGUUCCUGGCAAUGGCUCGCCAAUUAGAAGACCGGGAACUCCCGGUGCAACCAGCAGCAAUCGAGGAACUCCAACGAGAAAGCUUCCAAAUUUAAAGGGAGUCGAUCCCAAACUCGCCAAUGUUAUAUUGGAUGAAAUUUUGGAAGGUGGAACUGCCGUGCAAUGGGAUGAUAUCGUUGGACAAGAGACAGCGAAGCAAGCUCUUCAGGAGAUGGUUAUCUUACCUUCACUGCGACCCGAAUUAUUUACAGGCCUGCGAACUCCAUCUCGAGGACUCUUGCUGUUUGGACCCCCAGGAAACGGAAAAACACUUUUGGCACGAGCAGUUGCGACUCAAUGCAAUGCCACAUUUUUUUCUAUAUCGGCAGCAAGUCUUACUUCGAAAUACGUCGGAGAAGGCGAAAAAUUGGUGCGAGCUUUGUUCGCGAUAGCGAGAGAACUGCAGCCAUCUGUCAUUUUUAUCGACGAGGUUGAUUCUCUAUUGAGUGAACGCAGAGAUAAUGAACACGAAGCUUCCAGACGGUUAAAGACGGAAUUUCUUGUGGAGUUUGAUGGUCUUCCUUGCAAUCCAGAGGAGAGAGUCCUUGUUAUGGCCGCGACCAAUAGACCGCAGGAACUAGAUGAGGCGGCUUUGAGAAGAUUCACAAAACGUGUUUAUGUAAUGCUGCCAGACUUGAAAACUAGGGUUAUCCUUUUACAGAGACUUUUGGGAAAGCACAACGAUCCACUUUCUCAUGAAGAACUGAAUCGUAUGGCGGUUUUAACGGAAGGAUAUUCAGGAAGUGAUUUGACUGGAUUGGCUAAGGAUGCAGCCCUUGGACCCAUAAGAGAAUUAAAUCCAGAACAAGUGAAAGAGGUGGACUUGAAUCUCGUGCGAAAUAUUACAAUUAAAGAUUUUUUAGAUAGUUUGAAAAGAAUCCGCAGGUCGGUUUCACCAGCCAGUUUAGCCGCUUAUGAAAAAUGGAGCCUGGAAUAUGGUGAUAUUAGCCUCUGAUCGGAGCAUCUUACGAGUUCUUGCUCAAAACUUGAAUCUCGCCUUUAUUCAGUGAGCACAAGCCAAACUUACAGUCACUGAGCGCCUUUUUCUUAAUAAAUUUAAAGAAAAACAAAUUUUCGUAUCUCAAUUCUGUUAAGAAACCAAAAAAAAAAAAAAUGGAAAAAAAAAUCAAUCGAUCAGAGAUACUGCACAUCAAAGAGACGUUUAGCGGCCUUUAUAUUUUGGAAAGUUGUAUAAAUUUCAUCUGUUUGCGCUCGUCAAUCAAUUUUUGCACUAUUGUGAAAAUUUGGCAAAUUAUAUAUAAUAUAUAUUAAUUUUGCCGAUUUCUUGUAAAGCAUCAAGACUGCGUUUAUUGUUCGAACGAACUUUUUUACUUCAAGUCGGACGUACAAUAUUACUCUGUGUAUCGAGGGUGCUUUUUGUGUCCGCUCUCCGCUGGUGCACAUUGUACUUUUUGUCAUUAUCUGUACGGCGAAAAGAAUAUCAUUUAAGUGUACGAGAAACUUUAAUUGCACAAAAUGACAUACUUUCCGUGCAUGGUGAGCAAAAAUUAUUUUCAUGUUUCGAUCAGUUGAUUUGCUCUUUAGAGCCUUUUAAAAUCGAUUCAAAAAUCGGUCACAUUUUCUUGUAUUAUUAAUAAAACACACUGUUCAUUAUAAUUAGAUGUUCACGAGACUUGAUUUAGAAGAAGUUUGAAGGAUUAUACGUAAUAUUUUUCUUUUUUUUCAUUAUUGUAAAUAAAUGUUUGUUGAGUUU